Messenger RNA from Colossoma macropomum (tambaqui), 9517 nucleotides. It is a transcript of the gene scrib, whose product is annotated as scribble planar cell polarity protein. The transcript is spliced from 47 exons. Gene Ontology annotation, biological process: neurotransmitter receptor transport postsynaptic membrane to endosome; neurotransmitter receptor transport, endosome to postsynaptic membrane. NCBI's taxonomy places the organism in Eukaryota, Metazoa, Chordata, Actinopteri, Characiformes, Serrasalmidae. Gene Ontology annotation, cellular component: postsynaptic density; adherens junction; postsynaptic membrane. Bases 1151 to 7348 code for a protein of 2065 amino acids. Gene Ontology annotation, molecular function: protein binding. The record is from RefSeq and is a predicted model, not a curated record.
GGUGGGGGGAGGCGUAGACGGCGCUCCUCCGUGCUCACAAAGAUGAGGCGGAGUUGUGGACGGUUUCGAUAGAAGCGGAGCUCCUCUUCCCUCAGUCACCUCAGUAUUGGGCUUAAAAACAAAGACAGAAAAAGGCAGAGACUCUCCGGCGCCUGAACGCAGCAGCCGGUGAACUGUGAGCCAUAUGAGUAACGACAACACGGACGCUUUUGUCCCGGAUUGCUCGACUAGACUCGGUCUCCUCUCGCACUGCGGGCUGCCUGCGCUGCCCUACGGCUGAGAGCCCGGCGCUGGACCGGACCGGCGGGACUCGCUGUGUUCGCCCGCAACAUUAACCAGACCUUCACCUCCGUCAACUAGCAUUUCCUUCCCGUUUUACUCAAAUGUACACUCUCGCGUUGUUUUAUUGUUAGUUCUGCGUGCUGUUUUUAUGUUGUCAGUACAGGUAGCUUAGCUGACUAGCUGAAUGUGAACACUGUAGCAGCGUUAGCUGGAAUGCUAAUCGGUUAGCUCCCUGGCGUUGUUUUUAAACGAGACUCUAACGUUACUUAGCUCGAGCUAGCUACCCGAGCUGUGGCUUUGUAACAGGCUACAGUAUGUAGGAAGACGUUGUGUUUAACGCGAAUGAAACUCUGAGGUCCAUGGGGUUAUAAACACAUUAUAGCUGUCUGUUGUUGACGAUAAGACAGCGACGAGAGUCCUGGGUAACUAUUCUUCGCAGCACAAUCGCAUUUAGUUAGCUAGCUAAACAGUGCGCUAGUCAGCGCUUAUGACUACUUAGCUUGAAGACUGUUGGUACGGCUUUUUAUUUAACAGGCUGUUUUAAAGGAGUGUUAGCUUGUGGUUACUGUAUGCUUGCAAAGUUGUAAGUGACUGGAGGGGUUUCGGUUUAAUCUGCUGGGUUUCUUUGCUCUUUCUCAUGAGGAGAGCUGUUGUGUGACGUGAACACGUUUCCCUCCCUCGAAACAACGGGAGUCUGGACCUAGCUGCCCGCCUCUGGAGGGGGAUUUUUACACUGUGUUUGUCGCUUUUUGGAUAAAGCUGAGGGAUUUACACGUACCGACACUCCUCCAUUCCUCAUCCCCGUCUUCUCCCUCCACCGUCUCUAAUGCAGAGAGCCUGAGUGGCGCCGGUAUCCUCCCCCCCGGCCAUGCUGAAGUGUAUCCCCUUGUGGCGGUGCAACCGCCACGUAGAAUCGGUGGACAAGCGGCACUGCUCUCUGCACACCGUGCCCGAUGAGAUAUACCGCUACAGCCGCAGCCUGGAGGAGUUACUGCUCGAUGCCAACCAGCUGAGAGAACUGCCCAAGCCCUUCUUCAGACUGCUGAACCUGCGGAAGCUGGGCCUGAGUGACAAUGAAAUCCAGAGGCUGCCUCCUGAAGUGGCCAACUUCAUGCAACUGGUGGAGCUGGACAUCUCCAGAAAUGACAUUUCUGAUAUCCCGGAUAGCAUUAAGUUCUGUAAAGCUCUGGAGAUUGCAGACUUCAGUGGAAACCCGCUCUCUAGAUUGCCUGAUGGCUUUACGCAGCUUAGAGCACUAGCCCACCUUGCACUCAAUGAUGUGUCACUACAGUCACUACCGAAUGACAUAGGAAACUUGGCUAACCUGGUAACUCUAGAGCUGAGGGAGAAUCUACUGAAGUCUUUACCCACCUCUCUGUCUUGCCUGGCGAAACUGGAACAGCUAGAUUUGGGCAGCAAUCAACUGGAAGUGUUGCCGGACACAGUGGGGGCGCUGUCCAACCUUCGUGAGCUGUGGUUGGACAGGAACCAACUCUCCUCACUACCUCCAGAGUUGGGAAAUUUGCGACGCCUGGUUUGUCUGGAUGUGUCGGAGAACCGGCUCACGGAAUUGCCCUCUGAGAUCAGCGGCCUCAUCGCCCUCACUGACCUGCUUCUCUCACAGAACCUCCUAGAAGUCGCGCCUGACAGCAUCGGCUCCUUGAAACAGUUGUCCAUUUUCAAAGUGGACCAAAAUCGCCUGGUUCAUUUAACUGACUCCAUUGGAGAGUGUGAGAACCUGACGGAACUUAUGCUGACAGAGAACCUCCUACAGUCCCUCCCUCGCUCCCUGGGGAAGCUGAAGAAGCUGACCAACCUGAAUGUGGACCGUAAUCGUGUGAGCAGCGUGCCAGCAGAGCUGGGUGGCUGUGCCAGUCUGAACGUGCUCUCGCUCAGAGAUAACCGAGUGGGCAAACUGCCUGCUGAGCUUGCCAAUGCCACUGAGCUACAUGUACUGGAUGUGGCAGGAAACAGGUUACAAAAUUUGCCUUUUGCGCUGGCCAAUCUAAACCUGAAGGCUAUGUGGCUGGCAGAGAACCAGUCUCAGCCCAUGCUGAAGUUCCAGACCGAGGACGAUGAGCGUACAGGAGAGAAAGUUCUCACCUGCUACCUGCUGCCCCAACAACCAACACCCAGCUUGGAGAACCUGCUGCAGAGCAGCGUGGAUGAAAGCUGGCCCACAGACACUAAUCUGAACAGGGUGUCAGUCAUCCAGUUCCAGGAGGAAGCCAAACCUGAGGAGGAGGAUGAAGAGUCUGCUGCAGAGAGAAAGCAGGGUCUCCAGAGGCGAGCCACUCCUCACCCCAGCGAACUGAAGGUGAUGAAGAAUGUGAUCGAGGCAAGAAGAAAUGAAGCAUACACGUCUAAGCCAGAUGAUGAUGAUCUGGAGUGUCCAGACAAUGAGGAGAAACGAUCAAGUCGUCUCUCCAACCAGAGCCAUGAUUCCCAGGCCUCCAACAGCACUGCCUCAGCCAAUUCUCAUGACGAGAAACGUGGAGUCAACUUUGUUGGGGUGGAACUUAAUGAUAAACAUGACCAGGAGCAGGAGGAAGAGGAACUUGAUGAGAUGGAGGUGGAAUAUAUUGAGCCUACUGUGCACUUUGCUGAGGAGCCCAUUAUUCGGGGCGGUGAUGAGGAAGACGAGGAUGAAGAUGAUGAUGACGAAGACGCUGCCAACAGGAGCGAUGAAGAGUCGCAGCCACCUCCGUUCCCUGCCGAGAAACAGCGGCUCAUCCGCAAAGACACGCCACACUACAAGAAGCACUUCAAGAUCACUAAGCUGCCCAAGCCUGAGACAGUGGCUGCCCUUCUUCAAGGCUUCAGCCCUGAUGGUCUGCCUCCAUCUGCACGCACAACUGAGGAGGAGAGAGAUGGGGGGGAGGAGGAGGAGGAUGAAGAGGAUGAGGAGGGUGUGACAGCCAACACCCCUCUACUGCAGAGACUGGAAGCGGCUGAGCUGGACGACAGCAGGCUGACUCAGGUGAACUCCUCGCUUCAGCCGGUGAAGGGGGUGUCAUUUGAUCAAGUCAAUAAUCUGCUGAUUGAGCCUGCUCGAAUUGAGGAGGAAGAGCUGGUCCUGACCAUCCUGAGACAGACUGGUGGAUUAGGCAUCAGCAUAGCUGGAGGAAAAGGAUCUACUCCGUACAAGGGAGACGACGAGGGGAUCUUUAUCUCCAGGGUGUCAGAAGAGGGCCCUGCUGCACGAGCUGGGGUCAAAGUGGGAGACAAAUUACUUGAGGUAAAUGGCGUAGAUCUGCAUGGGGCAGAGCACCACACAGCGGUAGAGGCGUUGCGGAGCUCGGGAACAGCAGUGACCAUGACUGUGCUUCGUGAGCGGAUGGUUGAACCAGAGAACCCUAUCACUACUACUCCUCUGAGGCCAGAGGACGAUUACUUCCCCCGUGAGAGGAGGUCCAGCGGCCUUCCCUUCCUCCUGGAGUCUGACUCCACUGCUGUUAGCACGGGCCCCUGUCAGCGCUUAGCCACCUGCUUGGUCCGCAAUGACAAGGGCUUAGGCUUCAGCAUCGCUGGGGGCAAAGGCUCAACACCAUAUCGGACAGGAGACACAGGAAUCUUCAUCUCUCGCAUUGCUGAGGGAGGGGCUGCUCACAGAGACAACAUCCUCCAUGUGGGAGACAGGGUCAUUUCUAUCAAUGGUGUAGACAUGACAGAAGCCAGACAUGACCAGGCAGUAGCGCUGCUUACCGGCACCUCCCCCACCAUCACCCUGCUGGUCGAGCGGGACCAGGCGAGCGCGGGCGGCUCUUCGCCCCGAACGCGCCCCCACUCACCCCCUCCUCCAGAGCCCUCUGACUCCCCCGAGCAAGAGGAGGCUGGAGACGAGCACCUGGGAAACCAUCUCAGUUGCCCAAUGGAGGACGAGUACCCCAUAGAGGAAGUGACAUUGGUCAAAACAGGUGGCCCUCUGGGGCUGAGCAUCGUGGGUGGGAGUGACCAUGCCAGCCACCCAUUUGGCAUCAGUGAACCAGGCGUGUUCAUUUCAAAGGUCAUCCCUAAUGGUCUAGCCUGUCAGAGUGGGCUACGAGUGGGCGAUCGGAUACUAGAGGUGAACACCAUUGAUCUGCGACAUGCCACGCACCAGGAGGCCGUGAAAGCUCUGCUCUCCAACAAGCAGGAGAUCCGCCUGUUGGUCCGCAGAGACCCUUCACCCCCCGGCAUGCAGGAAAUUGUGAUUCACAAACAGCCAGGAGAGAAGCUGGGAAUCAGCAUCAGAGGAGGUGCUAGAGGACAUGCAGGCAACCCCUUUGACCCUACAGAUGAGGGUAUCUUCAUCUCCAAGGUGAGCUCCAGUGGUGCUGCCGCACGAGAUGGCCGCCUGAAGGUGGGCAUGAGAAUCCUAGAGGUGGGCAAUCACAGUCUCCUGGGCAUGACUCACACAGAAGCAGUCAGGGUUUUGCGUGCCACUGGAGAUACGUUAGUCAUGCUGGUGUGUGACGGCUUCGAUCCCAGGAACGCGCCAGGCAUUGAGGCAUCCCCAGGUGUGAUCGCUAACCCAUUUGCAUCAGGGAUUGUCCGAAAGAAUAGCAUGGAGAGCAUCUCUUCAAUAGACAGAGACCUGAGCCCAGAGGAGAUGGACAUUAUGCAGAAGGAGGUUGAGAUGGUGAGGGAGACGUCUCAGUGGGAGCGAGAGGAGAUGGAGAAAGUGGAGCGAAUGCGCUUGGAGCGCGAGGAAGCUACUCGCCUGCUGGAGGAGGAAACUGAGAGCUUGAGCACUGGACCUCUGAAACUGGACUACAAAACACUGGCAGCCCUUCCUACAACCAGUCUACAGAAAGUGAAUCGGUUCUGUCCUUCCUCUGCUGAAUCCUACCCCAUGGAGACUGCUCUUCAGGCCAGGCAGACUGGCUCUAUAGAACACCAUGGCUUUGAGAAAGCUCAUGCCACAUUAUGUCAUGUAGAUGCUCCUGUCCUUCCCUCGUCCUCACCCUGCCCAGUUACGAGCUCAGCGGCUCCCAAACAGUCGCCAGUCAUGCAGGACCCUGUUCCCGCACCAGUUGCACAGGAAAUACAAGAGGAGGAGCGUUUAGUGGACUCUCAGCCCAUCUGUUUCAGUGAAAAUCCCUUCCUGAUAGCUAAUCGCAAGAGCAAGGGCCGUCCUCGUGAGGAGUGCAUCCUUUCAGGGCCGCCCACAGGCUAUGGCAGGCAGGGGCAGCUUCAGACCUGGUUGUAUAACAAGGCUCCAUCUACUGAGGCCCAAAGGAUUGACAGUCCUGUCCGAGAGCCACUUUACUCCCCCACUUCUCACCUGCCAUCCCAUCAUCAGUCCUCAUCCUCAGCCCCUCUGGCCCUGGGCAGAGAGACACGAUUCGCAAGCAUUCAUUUCACCUCCCAUGCGACUGCCAAGGACCAUUCCUCAACCAAGCCUGGUGCCAUCCAGCCCAUCUCCCGGGUGCGGCCUGCUAUGUCACCAGCCAGUCAGGAUGGCCACAGUAGUCCCAACCCUUUCCAGCAUGGCCCCUCCCCCAUCAACUCCCAGACCACUCCUCGUGCCCCUUCCCCUGACACUUUCGACGAAUUCCCCAUCAAUAUCAAGCAGGCAUAUAAGGCCUUCGCAGCUGUGCCCCACACCUUGGCCGUGCUGGAGCCUCCGCAGGAUCUGUAUGGCCAGAGGAACAAUAUCCACCCAAAGCAGCCAUCACCAGAGCCUGAGCUGUGUAAUGAGGUGUUUGUAGAGGAGGUUGAUGGCAAGGGUCGUGGCCUCCUCACCCCUCGCCCCUCCUUAUCGUCUGACCGGCGCGAGUACAGGAGUCUGGCAGCUGUGCCACGCCUGUCUCGCCCCUCUCUGGAGUCGAAGACCCCCUCGCCAUGCGGGAGAGGCAGCCCAGAACAGCGUUCAUUUAGAGACCGGCAGAAGUACUUUGAAAUUGAUGUGAAGCAGCAGACGCCAGAUAGCAAGCCCAAACCUCGUGUUUCACUCGUGGGGGAGGAUGAUCUAAAGAAAAUGAAGGAGGAGGAGGCAAAGAGAAUUGAGCAGAGAGCACGAGACUAUUUGCUGGAUGAGGAUGAGGAUGAGGAAGAGGAGGAUUUGGCUAAGCAAGUGGCAGCUAUGAAGGCCCAAGGCAAGGUGAUCCUGGAUGGAGUGGAAUACAAGGUGGAGUCUGUUGGCAGCCACGCUUCUACUCCGCCCAGGCAGUGUGCCACGCCUCCAAGCUACAGUGCCACACCUCCCAGCUACUGCGGCAGCUCAGGACCUUCCUCUGUAGAUGGUAAGGGUGAUUCCCAGCGCAAUUCUAUGGAGGACAGCUUUAGACUGGAGCAGAGACCCAACUCCAUGACAGGUCUGAUUCCUGUCUAUUCUGCUGAGUCUGCGGCUCCCAUCCGGACAGCCAAGGCUGAACGCAGGCACCAGGAGCGGCUGCGCAUGCAGAGCCCAGAGCUUGCAGUGGCUACAGACAGGGAGCUCUCACCUGCGGAGAAAAGAGCCCUGGAGGCUGAGAAGAGAGCCAUGUGGAGAGCAGCCAGGCCUUAUGGUCUAGAGGAGGACGUUAGGCAGUAUGAGCAAGACCUGGCCAAGAGGCUCUACCAGUCGCGUGUGAGGGCGUCGUUAGGCAGCGCUGCAUACCCUCCCGCUUCCUGCUCCUCUUCCUCUUCCUCUCAGCCCAGGAUGAAAUCUCUAGAGCAGGAUGCACUCAAGGCUCAGAUGGUCAUUGCUAAGUCUAAGGAGGGCAGAAAGCGGGGGACCCUAGACCAGUUAGCAGAGUCUCCCUCUCCUGCUCCCACGCCCUCACCCACCCCUAUGGAAGAUGUCAGUCCACGGGCUGUGACGUCACCGGGUCGACUGUCCCUGUCAGAAAAGAAGUUUGACUACCGACAGUUCGCUGCCAUUCCUUCUUCCAAACCCGUAUACGACAUUCAGUCUCCUGGUGCCACAGAUGACCUUCACUUCAUCGAUGAUGCCUCCAAUAACCCAGCUUCCUACAUAGAUGCGGAGGUGCCGGUAGCUCCUGUUGCGGCCACGUCUGCUCUGGAGGAGAUGGCUCUGUACAGCAACAAGCGCAAACUACGACAAGGCAGGCGCAGUCUGGAGACGCCUGUUCCCACAUAACCACAUCCACACACGUUUACACACACACACACAUACAUUCACACAUGAUGCAGAUAAGGAGGGUAGUUCACAUUAAGUAGCGAUGCUAAGAGGUAUAAACUAAACUAAAAUAACAUGCAUUCACAGACAUUCAACCACUCUAUCUACAGUGCCGACCAUCAGAAUGACAGGUUAAGAAAACACUACAGCUUCUUGUCUCCUGCACACCAGUCUGGCCUUUACAGUUGGCAUAGAUGCAGAGGACUCAUCCUCCUCUCUAGCAGAUGGUGGGGGUGACAAACAUCAUAAAAGACAAUGUUUUAUUUUAUUUUUUUCUCUUUUUCUUCAGUUUGCGUUUUAGAAGCUGAAUUAUUUUUAAAAGAUGCUGUUUGGGGUUCCUUUUUAAUACUUCAGUUUUAAAUCUCUACUGAUUUUAAUGUUAAAAAAAGUUGGAAAUUAAAAAAAAAGAUGUAAAUGAAUUCAUUUUUUUUCAAUAGCAUUUCUCCCAGGAGAUCAUUUGAAAAGAGAGAAUUCUGCUACCUUCACUGCCCCAUACAGACUAGAAUGGUUCUGGUCCUACUUUCUGAUUUUAAAACAUACAUCUUGAACAUCUUAUGCGUAACUUAUUACUGUAAUAUACCCUCUCAUUUGUGGGCAGCCUUCCAUUUGCAGCUUCUAUUAGCAUUUUACAAGAUGAUUAACUCAUCAUCAUUGGGGAUACAAAUACCAUGCACCUAUGAGGCAUAAAGCUUUAUAUCAACUUCAUGACCAUAUCAAGUGCAAAAUAACAAUUUCAUCCAGUAUUUUCUAUCUGUAAAGUGAUACAAAUGAAUGUACUUUUGUUUUCUGACAUUUAAAGCAAUUUAAAAACUGUCCACAUAAAUAUCAUUUAUAUGUAGCAUCUGCCAGGUCUCCUUUAAGCAUGAGCUUAAACCAAACUAAAUGGCUCUCUAGUUGAUCUGAAUCAGGACUAAGAGAAUAAAGCCUACAAAAGACAUCAAUUUUAUAACUUUGGGGAAAAAAAACUUGGAUAAAAAUUAACUUGCUCUUCAAGUGCUCUGGUUACCUAAUCAUGAAUUCUCAAAGGUCCUCACUUUUGGGUUUCUUUACUUCUUGGACCAUGUUGGCAUGUUAUUUUCUGGAACAUUCCUGUCACCUUGACUAUAUAUACAUGCUAAAAAAACAACCCUUAGACAUACACUUUGUCCAAAUGUGCAAAUCCAAUCUCAGACCCUGAACUUUAAUGCGCCAUUCUUAAGAGAAGGUCCAUCUUGUCAGCUCCAUCAAAAUAUGGUACCAUGCUUUCUAUUUAUGUAAAACUGGGGUUGGGGGACUUUGUUCAUUUGGUUUUUGUUUCCAUGUAAAUCAUGCUCAUAUCUUUUGUCUCUGGGGCGGCUACUCCAGACAGGCAUGUGAAGGUAGUAGAUUAUAUUUUGACUAUACUACUCUUUUUUUUCUUUUCUCUUUUCAAUCUAAUUUUUGAUUUAAUUUAAAUCUGAAGCCACUGAAAUUCUUAUCGUUGUGUGAAUAAUGUACAAAAUGCUGAGAGAAGCAAAAAUCCAAGUUGAAACUGAGCCAGUCUGCACCACGACCAUUUGCCUGGGUGGCAUACGUAAUUCAGACAUGGUCUAGACUGGGUGCUCCUUGCAUGUAUAUUGGCUUUGUUGCAAAUUUUCUUCCAAUCCUGGGUUAAGAAAAGAGAAUCUUUUCAUCCCUCUCUAGAACACAUUAUUUGACCGUUCUCAAACCCAUUCAAAUGUUCUAUUACUUAAGCUGCCAUCUACACUGUGGUCAGAUGACUGCCAUGUCAAACAAUGUUUUUAAUUUAACUUUACUAAUCUUAGCUUUUCGUGUUGCUCUUGCUAACUGAAAUUCAGUUUUGGAUGAUAACACUUUGGGAAUGGCUGAUCAUUUAUUGUAUUUUUUUAAGGACAAGUAGAAAUCACGUUUUCAUGUAAUUAUUGGGAUUCACUACAUUUUUGCAGCAGGACAGUUGUUUUGGUCUCUCCCUUUUUGGUUGUUGUUCUUGAUUUCGGGUGGGGGGAGGGGGCUUUUUUGCUAAAUGGGUCGAGGGAGGGGCUGAAGGCUGGGGAUAGAGCUCAUUCAGGACUGUAACUAGUGAAUUUGUACAACCAAAGAAGUCUAUUUUGUGGUUCAGGAAUAAUAAAGUUUACUUUUCAUUUAACGAGC